Molecule: messenger RNA, 1266 nt
Organism: Recurvomyces mirabilis
Lineage: Eukaryota; Fungi; Ascomycota; Dothideomycetes; Mycosphaerellales; Teratosphaeriaceae
Gene: MNS1B
Product: maturation of Asn-linked oligosaccharides protein
Exons: 3
Coding region: 1-1266 (421 amino acids)
Biological process (GO): mannose trimming involved in glycoprotein ERAD pathway; carbohydrate metabolic process
Cellular component (GO): endoplasmic reticulum; membrane
Molecular function (GO): calcium ion binding; mannosyl-oligosaccharide 1,2-alpha-mannosidase activity
Source: RefSeq, a predicted model, not a curated record
AUGCAGAAUGCUGAGGUCGUGAACGAGAUCCUAGCGUAUGUUCCAACGAUAGACUGGAGCGGAAGCUAUCAAGAUGAGCAGGUCAGCCUAUUUGAGACUACCAUACGAUAUCUGGGAUCAAUGUUGUCGGCCUAUGAUCUGCUAUCUGGCCCCGUAUCUUCGUUGGUGAAUGAUACGAGCCUUGUUCCAGCGUUGCUCGUGCAGGCUCAGAAUCUUGCGAAUAACCUCACCUAUGCUUUCAACACACCAAGUGGUGUGCCGAGCAAUAACCUGAUCUUCAGCAGCCGCAGCACAGAUGGCUCCACCACCAACAACCUGGCACAGAUUGGUACCCUGGUGCUGGAAUGGACACACCUAUCCGACCUGACAGGUAAUACCACUUAUGGCGACCUGGUGCAAAAGGGCGAAAGCUAUCUUCUGAGCCCACAGCCAUCGUCGUCCGAACCAUGGUCAGGCCUUGUUGGCUCAAACAUCGAAAUCUCGACCGGGCAAUUUGUAGAUGCAUCUGGUGGCUGGAACGGUGGCGACGACAGCUUCUACGAGUACCUGAUCAAGAUGUACGUGUACGAUCCCACAAGAUUUGGCGCCUAUCGAGAUCGGUGGGUAGCUGCAGCCGACAGCACUAUCGCGCAUCUGGCUUCGCAUCCCUCGUCUCGGCCAGACCUCACGUUUCUGGCCGCUUUCGACAGUACCACGAUCGUGGAAUUGUCGAGCCACUUGGCGUGCUUCGACGGUGGCAACUUCAUCCUCGGAGGUCUAGUGCUUGGCGAGCAGAAGUAUAUAGACUUCGGUCUGAACCUGGUCAGUGCCUGUGAGGACACGUACAACCAGACAUCAACCGGGAUCGGGCCCGAAAGCUUUUCGUGGGACAAUUCAUCCGUGCCCGUUGAGGAAGCGGCAUUCUUUGAGAAGGCUGGCUUUUACAUCAUUGACAGUAGUUACAUACUUCGUCCGGAAGUGCUCGAGAGCUUUUACUACGCAUACAGAGCGACUGGCGACACCAAAUACCAGGACUGGUCGUGGGCCGCGUUCCAAGCCAUCAACGCUACUUGUCGUGUCGGCUCUGGCUUCUCAGAGAUAACGGACGUCAAUGCCGCGCACGGCGGAAGCUUCAAGAAUUUCCAAGACUCCUUCUUUUUUGCAGAAGUGCUGAAGUAUAGCUACCUCAUCCAUGCUCCGGACGAUGUCUGGCAAGUCAAUUAUGACAGCAGCAAUCUAUAUGUGUACAACACAGAAGCACACCCUAUCAAGGUAUGGCAGCAAUGA